Messenger RNA from Heterostelium album PN500, 282 nucleotides. RefSeq lists its product as uncharacterized. The record is from RefSeq and is a predicted model, not a curated record. The coding region runs from base 1 to 282 and encodes 93 amino acids. NCBI's taxonomy places the organism in Eukaryota, Evosea, Eumycetozoa, Acytosteliales, Acytosteliaceae. The transcript is spliced from 4 exons.
AUGGCUAUACCAGUUCGGCUGCAUCGCAGUGAUGAAGAUGACGAUGACGAUGGUGUUGAAAAUGCCGAUGAUGUUGACGAUGGUAGAGUAGCCGUUGAAUUCGACAGUGGCGAUGAUGGUAACGAUGACAUCAGAGGUGAGAUAUGUGCCGUAUUUGGCACUGAUGAAGAUAAUAUUGGUGAUGUUCUAUCGAAUAUGAUGGCUAUUGCAAUAGGGAAUGUUAUAGUUUAUAGAGCUAGAGAAAUGUUUGUUCGUAUUAAUUAUUUUUAUGGUGUCGUUUAA